UCUAUGGCUGGUGGCUUAGAUGUUAUCUGUGGGUUCCAUCAGAGUACCCCAGCCCUGUCCGUGGUGCUGCUCCCAAAAGGUGGCCCUGGGUUCUGUGCACUUCCUUCUUGACAUAGGAAAGAUUUAUGCCUUUCAAAGAAAGGCAUUAAAGACAGUUAGCACUUAAUGGAGGGUCUGCCCAGAGAUUUUAACAUGCCUUAAGAAAGAAACAGCUUUACUGAAGAAUGUGAGCACUUGAUAGUCCAGAACUGGUCUCUUAGGGAAAAACUUGUUGCUGGUAUUGUUUUAAUUCAGAAUUUGGAACUAAGAUUAUCUGUAGUAAACCUACCAGAGCCUAGCCUGAGGGUUGUUGCCUCUGUCUAAAUUUUAAUUGUUGAUAUAGUAUAAAAAGACACUUCUAAAAGCUCAAGACUGACUCUCCUAAAUAGCAAGGGGCCGUGUGAGUUUGUAUGCUAGCUUAGCAACCCCCCCCCCGCAUUUAACAGUCAACAAGUGAAUGUCUGGCCAGACUUUUAGAAGAUAACAGAAUGAUUAUAUCUUGAUCAAUGAGGUUUAAGAUAUACUUUAAAAAACAAACCACUGUCAAUCCCAGCAAGGAACCGUCCCUUCAAUCAUUUUACAAUCUUUGAGGCUUCUGUGUGUUGCAUGUGCUUACACUUUGCUUCAUGAAGCAGGUAAGGGAAGAAAGAGCUGUAGAGAAGCAGCUUCACAAAUGUAGCCCUUUCCCCUUCCCCACCUCCUUCUCUUAGGGCCAGCAGUAUGGUAGCCAGUACCUCCAUAUCUCACCACUAAUCCUGUAAAGGGUAGUAACAUGACCACCACUGCGAUGACCAUGGGACUGUCACUUACUGAGUCCUUAUGCUAUGCAGUAUUAGACUGUAUGCUGAGUGAAUCACUAUUGUUAUCUGAUUUUCGACCCCCCCCCAGUGACCCCAUGAGACUCAGAGAGGUUAACUAAUAUAUGCAAUAUAACAUAGUAAGUGGCAGAGCCAGGAUCCAAACCCAGGUAGGUCUAAGAGGCCCCUAAACAUGGGCUUUUACUGACUAUGCUGCACUCCUGUACUCCCUUGAAUGGCCCCUCCUUUCCAGGGGCUCUCUGAUGCCUCACUGAGGGUAUCCAGCUUCCCCCAAGUCAGAGCUGCCUCAGGAUCCUGAGCCAGUGUCUCCUGGGAUGGUGUCUGGGAGAUAUAUUUAGGAAAGCUGUCCAGGUGUUUGGGAGUCCCAAUCAGCCAGCAUUGAGAACCACUGCAAUGGAGGAGCACCACUCUUCCCCAGAGUGCAAAAGGGAUGAAGAUACUUGCCUAGAUGCAGUUGUAGAAAUUUAGAUGCAGGCAGGAUUAAUUAGAGUGAGGAAUGCAGAUUCAAAAGAGUUAGACUUUCUACCCUGAAGAUGGCAAAUGAUGUUUGCUCACUUGGUACAUUUGAUGUCAGGAAGACAGAGGAUAUAAGGAUACCUAGGAAUCUUUACCAAAACCAAGUAAUGGAUAGGUUACUUUGUGGUGCAUGGCUUCUGAGGAACAGUUGACCCACUCUGACAGGGUGGAAUCUGUCACCAGAGGUGAAGUCCCAGAGACUAGCCUUCCCCCUGGCUUGUGGAUACCUCUCACAGCACUUCAGGCUGGUGGUGGCCACUGCAAUGUCCUGGUGCUUUGACUCAAAAACAGGCACUCCUAGUGGUGAUGUUCUAGUGUUCUCUCUCGUUGUGCCUUUUCCUUGUUCCUAGACAAGAUUGCACUAAGCAAGGAUUUAAGGAGGCUGGUUUUCUUAGGCACAUCAGUUAAAAUAAUCCUCUACUGGCCUUGCAGGAUUUCCAAUAAUAGCCUUAUUUUGCUUGUAUUCAAGCAAAUCGUUCUAUUGGGAGUAUGGUUGGCCAGGAUUUGUGCCUCCUGCCCCAAACUCUGGCUAGUACUGCCCAGAAGAGGGGCGGAGCCGCUCUCAGUGGUCACCUUUGAUCUCCUUACAAGAGCUGCUCUGAAGGUUUUUGCCUAGCAAGUGCAGAAGUCUUUGGCCUGCAGAAUAGUUCAGAAGUGAAGGAGUUAUAUUCCCUUUCUAACUUCAGGACCCAAGGAUCUGAUAGGAGGUGAGAACGGUGAGAUGAUGAUUCUGAUCUGUACUCUCCCCGAUACUCCUUUUCUGAAGACACAAAAUCUCCCCUUUCCGUGCCUCGCUCAAAAAGUGAGAUGAACUACAUUGAUGGUGAGAAGGUAGUUAAGAGGUCAGCCACGCUACCCCUCCCUACCCGCUCUUCCUCACUAAAGUCAAGCCCAGAACGAAACGACUGGGAGCCCCCAGAUAAGAAAGUGGAUACGAGGAAAUAUCGUGCAGAGCCCAAAAGCAUUUACGAAUAUCAGCCGGGCAAGUCUUCUGUUCUGACCAACGAAAAGAUGAGUCGGGAUAUAAGCCCAGAAGAGAUAGAUUUAAAGAAUGAGCCUUGGUAUAAAUUCUUUUCGGAGUUGGAGUUUGGGAAACCGAGCUCAGCAGUCAGCCCCUCUCUGGACAUCUCCCCAGAGCCUCCUGGAUAUAUAUAUUCUUCCAACUUCCAUGCAGUGAAGAGGGAAUCAGAUGGGGCUCCUGGGGACCUUACUAGCUUGGAGAACGAGAGACAGAUUUAUAAAAGUGUCUUGGAAGGUGGCGACAUCCCUCUUCAGGGCCUGAGUGGGCUCAAGAGACCCUCCAGCUCAGCUUCCACUAAAGUGGAUCGUAAAGGUGGGAAUGCUCACAUGAUUUCUUCAUCUUCAGUUCAUAGCCGAACAUUUAACACUAGCAGUGCUUUAGGCCCUGGGUGUAAGCACAAGAAGCCCCUGUCAGCUGCGAAAGCCUGCAUUUCAGAGAUCCUUCCUUCCAAAUUCAAACCCAGGCUCUCUGCUCCCAGCGCUCUUUUGCAGGAACAGAAGAGUAUCCUGUUGCCCUCAGAGAAGGCGCAGAGCUGUGAGAACCUUUGUGUUUCUUUGAAUGAUUCCAAAAGAGGCCUCCCCCUCCAGGUAGGGGGAAGCAUCGAGAACCUGCUCAUGCGCUCCCGGCGGGAUUAUGACAGCAAGUCCAGCAGCACCAUGAGCCUCCAGGAGUACAGCACCAGUGCCAGGAAGCCCUGCCCUCUCUCCAAAAAGGCUGGGCUGCACUUCACCAUGUUCUAUCGGGACAUGCACCAGAUCAACCGAGCUGGCCUCUCCCUGGGAUCCAUCUCCUCCUCGAGUGUGCGGGAUCUUGCCUCCCACUUUGAAAAAAGCAGCCUGGAGUUAUCCAGGGGCGAGCUGGGGUCCAGCCAAGAGGGCUCAGAACACAUCCCCAAGCAUACUGUCUCCUCCCGCAUCACUGCUUUUGAGCAGCUCAUUCAGCGGUCUCGGUCCAUGCCAUCCCUGGACCUGUCUGGCAGGCUGAGCAAGUCCCCGACGCCUGUGCUGUCCAGGAGUGGACUGAUCUCAGCCCGCUCAGCUGAGUCCCUCCUGGAGUCAACCAAGCUCCGUCCCAAGGAGGUGGACGGAAUGAACUCCAGUGGGGUCUAUGCCUCCCCGACAUGUAGCAAUAUGGCAGACCACACCUUGGGCUUCAGGGGCCUCGUGCCUUCUGAGCCCCUCUCCACCUGCUCAGAUGAGAUAGACCGCUGUUCAAAUGUCUCCAGUGACAGCAGAGAGGGCAGUGUUCAUGGAGAUUUCCCUAAACAUCGUCUCAACAAGUGCAAGGGCACUUGCCCCGCCUCGUACACCCGCUUCACCACCAUCCGGAAGCAUGAGCAGCAGCAGUCCUCCAGGCAGGCUGACUGGCGCCCGGAGUCCAGAGGGGACAGGAGCACCCUGCUCAGAAACAUCUACCUGAUGAGCCCCCUCCCUUUUCGGUUGAAAAAGCCCCUUCAGCACCAUCCCAGACAGCCUUCCCCGGUGGGCCAGAAGCCAGACCUCCCUGGUCAGCCCCAUCAGGAUCAGCCCUCCUCUGGGGGGAAGCCCUUGGUUCCCACCCGCCUGUCUUCCCGACACGCCAUGGCCAGGCUUAGCCGCAGCUCAGAGCCCCCUCAGGAGAGACCCAUGAUCCUGGAGGACGGCCCGAGGGCCAUUAAUAAUGGGAACUCUGUGCCAUACUCAGACCACGGCCUGGACAGGAACAACAACCCACAAAGUGAACUGGCACCAUCCCGUGGAGAUUCUGAAUCACCGAGACAUUUUAUACCAGCUGAUUACUUGGAAUCUACAGAAGAAUUUAUUCGAAGGCGUCAUGAUGAUAAAGAGAAACUUUUAGCGGACCAGAGACGACUUAAGCGCGAGCAAGAAGAGGCCGAUAUUGCAGCUCGACGCCACACGGGCGUCAUCCCGACGCACCAUCAAUUUAUCACUAAUGAGCGCUUUGGGGACCUCCUCAAUAUAGACGAUACUGCAAAAAGGAAAUCUGGGUCAGAGAUGAGACCUGCCAGAGCCAAAUUUGACUUUAAAGCGCAGACACUAAAGGAGCUUCCUCUGCAGAAGGGAGACAUUGUUUACAUUUAUAAGCAGAUUGACCAGAACUGGUACGAGGGUGAACACCACGGCCGGGUGGGAAUCUUCCCACGCACCUACAUUGAGCUUCUUCCUCCUGCUGAGAAGGCUCAGCCCAAAAAGUUGACGCCUGUGCAGGUUCUGGAAUAUGGAGAAGCUAUUGCCAAGUUUAACUUCAAUGGUGAUACACAAGUAGAAAUGUCCUUCAGGAAGGGUGAGAGGAUCACACUGCUUCGACAAGUGGAUGAGAACUGGUAUGAAGGGAGGAUUCCGGGGACAUCCCGACAAGGCAUCUUUCCCAUUACCUACGUGGAUGUGAUCAAACGGCCGCUGGUGAAAAACCCCGUGGAUUACAUCGACCUGCCUUACUCCUCCUCCCCAAGUCGCAGUGCCACUGCGAGCCCACAGUAUCCCAGUCACAGCAAGCUCAUCAUGCCAGCCCCCUCAUCUCUGCCCCACCCCCGCCGGGCCCUAUCCCCCGAGAUGCACGCCAUCACCUCCGAGUGGAUCUCGUUGACUGUAGGGGUCCCGAGCAGGCGGUCUCUGGCCCUGACCCCACCCUUGCCUCCUCUGCCAGAGGCUUCUAUCUAUGACACAGACCACCUCGCCUUGUCGGUGAGGGCCCGUCCCUCCCUGCCUCUCAGCCUCCCCCAGUCAAGUUGGCUGGAUCGCUCCACUCCACACUCAGUGGGCCCCCCUCUGGCCCUGCCUCCUCCCAACAAAGCCUACUCGCUAGUCGCCAGUGCCCAGGCCCCCCUUCACAUCAAUGGAGAUGGUGGUGUCUACAUGUCACCAUCAGGCAUCCGCCAAGAUAGCUUCUCCCAGCCACUACUUGGGGGCUCUGAUAGGGUCAUCUCAGAGCUUAGCGGUGCCUUUAGCAGCCAGAGCAAGAGGCAGCCCUGGAGAGAAGAGAACGGACAAUAUGAAAGGAGAGCAGAGAGCCAGGCAGGUGAGAGAUGCCCUGGUGGACCCAAGAUCUCUAAGAAGAGCUGCUUGAAACCUUCAGAUGUGGUCAGGUGCCUGAGUACUGAACAGAGACUCUCAGAUCUCAACACCCCUGAGGAGAGCCGGCCCAGCAAGCCUCUGGGUAGCCCUUUUCCAGGAAGGGAGGCUGGGCAGACAGAGCUGCGUAGAGGUGGCGAGGCUGAGAGGAAAGCUGCUCAGAGUGGUAUGAGCCAGCCUUCUCAUCAUUCAUUGAGAGCAGGACCUGAUCUCACAGAAUCUGAAAAGAGCUAUGUGGAAGCAGUUUGCAAUGAGAUCAUAAACAUUGCCGAGAAAUCUGUUCAUUACUGCAGCACUGUCUCUCAUCCCCUUGACUUUCAUCACAAGGUAUCCCCUUCUGACAAUAAAUCAUCUUUAAUCAUUUCUCAGCAACCUCAAGCCCAGCAGCGAAGAGUCACCCCAGACAGGAGUCAAACCUCACCAGAUUUAUUUAGCUACCAAGCAUUAUAUAGCUAUGUACCACAGAAUGAUGAUGAGUUGGAACUCCGGGAUGGAGAUAUUGUUGAUGUCAUGGAGAAAUGCGAUGAUGGGUGGUUUGUUGGUACUUCAAGAAGGACAAGGCAGUUUGGUACUUUCCCAGGCAACUAUGUAAAACCUUUAUAUCUAUAAGAAGACUGAAAAACACAGAGAUUAUUUUUAUUGGAGGAUGAAGCAUAAUUCGUGAACCAGUCUCUUUAUUUAAAUGUCAAAUCACUAUGAAAAUCAAUGCAGUGGAUAAAGUAAGAACUAAAAGACAGGAACAGAGAAAUGUUGUGUUUAAAACCCAAACCUGUCUAAACUUAUUAUAUAUAUCAGGGCUGAACUGUGUGCUGAACAGAAAGAAUUGAGGCAACUCUAUAUUCACUUAGCUGCUUCUGGAAGCUGCUCCAGCCUUCAAACUCCCUUCUGCCUCUUGGAUAAUCUGACCUGGAACACAGUCCAAGAGCAGAGUUAGCCACAGAUGCUCCCUGCUGCCCCAAUCUUAAAUUCCAUCUUGAAGGGGUUCUUGAGCCUAAAGGGGCCCCAGGCAAAUAGGUUUCCAGCCAGGUUCCAAAGGUUCCAAGCCUGAGCAUCCACUGACUACCCCAGCUUCCAUGUCUGGCUGCCCUGGGGCCAAGUGAGCCCCAGUGCUCUAGAGGUCAGUCUGGGCUGCUGAGCUGUCUCUUGACAAUGGUGGUGGCCCCCAAUUGGCCCCAAACCAAAUCCUCCCUGGACCUGCAGAGGUACAGUUGAGGAAGUAGAGGCAAAACAGGUACCUUGUGCCAUCAGCCGGCUGUGCAGCUUUGUCAUGGACUGCCCUUCUUCCAGAUGAAAAAGCUCAUGAGGUUUGUCCUGAGAAUUGGGGAGCAGAUGGCCAAGCAGAUAGAUUACAUUUGUAUUUCUAAGUGAUUAAGUCGAGAAGCCCUGCAGCCCCAGGGGUCAUUUGCAGUGUGUUCUUUUCCCAUAUCAGUGGCUGUUAUAAACAGUCAUCACUAGGCAUCUGCAGCUGCAGCUGUAUUUAUCAGAGCACCAUUGCUAACCUUUCUGGCUUGUAUUUGGCUGGGACAGUUUGGGACUGGUAGGCUUAAUCCAAAGUGGGAUGUAAUGGUUCAUUUAACACAUGUGACAUAUGCUGACUGCUGAAACAUACAUAAGACUGCUCCAGGCCUAGAAGGCCAGUUUUAUCUCCUGGUACAAGUUCAAAGACCACUCCUAGCGUAGUCACCCACAGUUUGGAAUUCUCAUGCACCCAGUGAGGCUUCUGUUCUUGAUAAAGGCGUAGGUACAGUAGCCUUAGUGUGAAGCAGUGAUUCUGUCACUACUCGGACAACCAGGAGCUCUGUCCUUUGAGGGUACUGGAUCUGAGGAGGAAGCCCUCCAAAUGUCCUGACAAGGACAUUUGUUUAGGGGUACUUAGUCGCAACUCUGUCCAUGUUGUAUUAUGGGAAUUUUUUAGCUUCUGUGUUAGAUCUCUUAGUGACACAAAGAUAGAAGUGCCCCAUUCCUUGCCCACCAGGAACUCAGAAGCAAUUGGGGAGAUAGACACAGAGAAAGGAACUUAAGAGAGACUGUGAUAAGUGCUAAGAAGGGUGCGAGAGGAAGAGAUGUAUUUCUCCUGGAGAGAUCCUAGAAAGCAUUGUCAUAUUUCUGUCUCCAUUAACUCUCCGUUGAAUAGCUAGGAUGCUGGGAGAACCUUUGUCUGAUGGUAGCUUAUGGCUAGAAAUACGUGGAACUUUUUCCAGAGUCUCCAAAUUUUCAUACUCCCCACAAAUACAUUUCCAAGGUCAUAAAUAGGAGUAGCAAGUCUAAGUGGCAAGGGUGUGUACUAGAAUGCCUGGUUCUCUGCAUCUAUCUCAGAAAUACACCAAGACUAUUGUCCCCAAUUCUGGAGUCUUAAAAAAAAAAAAAAAAGUAGGCAAAAUUUGUCUUUAGUAUCUCUUCCCCAGUUGCUCUCCCAGAUACCCUUCUUAGAAUCCCACCAGCCUCCUAGGGCCCACCAGUCAGCCACACAAUACCCUCACUUUCUCCCUAUCCUCUAAAGGAGGCUUGCAGGAAAGAAACAACCACUGCUUCAUUCACACUAAAGUGUAAAUGACUGAUGAGAAGAGGGUGUUACCUCUUUCCAGAGACAUUUGUUUUUAACUAGGACAGAGCAAAGCCUUUACCCCAAGGGAAAAGGUUGUGGAACUGUAGGGGAGGAGGGUUUCUGGGUAGAAAGCGUUCUGGAUUUUCUUUAGGACCCAGUGAGAGUAAGACCUAUUGUUUGUGGAAGGUCUGCUUCACCAGGGAGGGCACUAUUUUUUUUGCCUCUCUCUGGGGGCUACAAUAAGGAUACAAAAGCACGGUGCGCUUGCGCACUGCAUUUCACCCACUUUGGAAUGUAAUCCCCGUACUGGCUCAUGCGCCUCCUGUUCUUCCUUAGAUGCAAACCAUUAACAACACAAUCUUAUUAAGAGGUUUUUGAGGGGUGCUUCUUGAUUAAGUAGGUAACUUUGAACACCUCUUUAAAUACAGCUAGAAAAUAAAACCAAUUUGUAAAGCUACAUUUGCAUAUGAUGCCAGCCUCACGCAUUUGUAUAUCUCCAGAAAUUCCCAAAUGCCUCACUACUGUGCCCGACUUUAAUAAAAUCAUAUGUUCAAAUUCGUAUCACUUCAGUUUCCUAUGUAUGAGAAAACAAGGGAGCGAAAGUUUCCCAUUACCCUUUUGUCUUCAAACAUUUAGUAAUAUAAAGUACCUAUUUUUAUGCUGAAAUGUUUAUACAGGUUUAUUAAUAGCAAGUGCGACUAACUGGCGGCAUGCCUCGCGACACAUUUUGAUAUAUUAGCAGUGCUUCCAGGUAAAGGCAAGUCCCAAACUACUUAUCUUUUGCAGUCUCUCUGGGAUCAGUAAAAGAAAAAAAAAUCACGUGCGUGAAAAGUGGGACUGUAAAUAUGUAUAUUUAACUUUGUAUAGGCCAUGUACCUACCUGUAUAGAAAAUAAUUUUAAAAAUUUGAAUGAAUGGGGAGGACAAUAAGGAAGUCAUGAAGUUUUCCCAUUUUUAUUUAAAUGAAGGAAUUCCAAAUAACUCACCUGCAGACUUUUAGCACAAAAAUAGCCAUUGCAAACUGUUAAAAUUUAUAAUAAAAUCAUUCUUUUGGGAAGAGAAGGUAACUAUAAUCUCAGUUUUUGUUUUUUUGUUUUGCAGUCCUAUUUUUCUGCAGUAGUAUUAAGUCCUAUUGCUAGAACAGGUUACUACAAAAAAAUUAUAUUCUGAAAGAAAAAUAACUGACAUUAUAUAUAACUGAUUAAUUUAAAGUAUUGCCAUUUAAAUGACACACUGAGAGCAUGUACUAUGCAGACACAGAUUUUUCUGUUCAUUUAUUUUUCUUUAUUGCAGUGGAUUGAUUUGAUAAAUAGAUGUGCUGAAUUACUACCUUUGCUGUACAUACUAUUUAAUAAACUUUAUUCAGAAUUGUGUGGAA
This is a messenger RNA of Ictidomys tridecemlineatus (thirteen-lined ground squirrel), 9387 nucleotides long. NCBI's taxonomy places the organism in Eukaryota, Metazoa, Chordata, Mammalia, Rodentia, Sciuridae. The record is from RefSeq and is a predicted model, not a curated record.